CAUGAUAUUGAUAUGGAUAACGACGAAUGUUCCAGAAAUCACUAAUCAGAAUAAAUAGAAUAAUAUUGUGCUUGUGCCCUUUACGUAUUUUGUACCGUUUAAUGUUUAUAUGAAAAAAUAGUAAUAUUUGUGUUGUAAUUGAUACUACAAUUGCGGUCGAAUAGAUUAACCCUCAGUUUUGAAUUGUGUAAACCCAGUUAGAAGAAUCUAUCUAUAAUGGUUGAUUAUAGCAAGUGGAAAAAUAUUGAAGUGUCCGAUGACGAAGAUGAAACCCACCCUAAUAUUGAUACACCGUCAUUAUUUCGUUGGAGGCAUCAGGCUCGUGUUGAACGUAUGGAAGAAAUAAAACGUGAACAACAAGAAUUGGAAAUUAAGAAAAAAACUUUUCAAGAAAAGUAUGAAGAAACUAAAAAUCAGCUUUUGUCUGCUGAACAAGAAGGAAAAAAUAAAAAAGAACUUGAAGAAGCAUUAAGUGCUUUAAGUGUUGAAGAAGAAGAAUUAAAAAAACGAGAAGAAGAGUUCAAAGUUAAAGAAAAGGUAAUGCCAUGGAAUGUUGAUACUAUAAGUAAACCAGGUUUUACAAAGACAAUUGUGAAUACUCCCAAGCCUCUACCAACUGAAGAAAAUAUGACUGAAGAAGAGAAAGCUAAGCGAUUAGAAACAUUUAUUAAUGAAAAUAAAAGUAAAUUGAAAGUAUUUGGUAUGUUCAAAAAAUAUAAAGACAGUCAAGAAUAUUUACAAAAAAAUCCUCAACUUGUUUGUGAAGAUACCGCAAAUUAUUUGGUUAUUUGGUGUAUUGAUUUGCAAAUGGAAGGCAAAUCUGAUCUAAUGGAACAUGUAGCACAUCAAACAAUUUGUAUGCAAUAUAUUUUGGAACUAUCUAGACAACUAUCUAUUGAUCCAAGAGCAUGUGUACCUUCAUUUUUUUCAAGAAUACAAUUAGCUGAGAAACAGUACAAAGAUUCUUUUGAAGAAGAACUUAACAUGUUUAAAGACCGCAUCCGAAAAAGGGCUGAGGAAAAGCUACGUAUAGCUCAAGCUGAAAUAGAAGAAGAAGAACGAAAAGCAAGGUUAGGACCCGGUGGUCUUGAUCCAGUUGAAGUUUUCGAGAGUCUUCCAGAUGAGUUAAAAAAAUGUUUUGAAUCACAAGAUAUUCAGUUAUUGCAAGAUACGAUUAAAAACAUGAACCAAGAAGAUGCAACUUAUUACAUGAAGCGUUGUGUAGAUUCUGGAUUAUGGGUACCUGACGCCAACAAAGAUAAAAGCAGUGCUGAAGAUGAUGAUAAACCACAAGAAGAAAAUAUUUAUUCUGAGAUAGACAGCUCAAAAUAAUCUUAUAUUAUCCUAUUCAUUGAUUAACUUAUAAUUAUUAGAUUAUAACAUUUUUCUGGUUCUAAAUUUAUCUGUUUACAUACAUUAAGACAUGAAAUACUUUUGGUUGCAUUAUAAUAGUAAAACUAAUUUUUUUUUUAUAAUCAAAUUUUGUUUGUUAAGUAUUUAUAAUGAUAAUUAUAAUAAUAUUUAUAAUAUUA
Messenger RNA from Rhopalosiphum padi (bird cherry-oat aphid), 1532 nucleotides. RefSeq names its product hsp90 co-chaperone Cdc37 (gene Cdc37). Gene Ontology annotation, biological process: protein folding; protein stabilization. Gene Ontology annotation, cellular component: cytoplasm. Bases 217 to 1332 code for a protein of 371 amino acids. The transcript has 8 exons. NCBI's taxonomy places the organism in Eukaryota, Metazoa, Arthropoda, Insecta, Hemiptera, Aphididae. The record is from RefSeq and is a predicted model, not a curated record. Gene Ontology annotation, molecular function: heat shock protein binding; protein-folding chaperone binding; protein kinase binding.